Eucalyptus grandis is the source of this 3597-nucleotide messenger RNA. Its product is annotated as TMV resistance protein N-like. The coding region runs from base 250 to 3597 and encodes 1115 amino acids. The record is from RefSeq and is a predicted model, not a curated record. Gene Ontology annotation, molecular function: ADP binding. Gene Ontology annotation, biological process: defense response; signal transduction. Lineage: Eukaryota; Viridiplantae; Streptophyta; Magnoliopsida; Myrtales; Myrtaceae. The transcript has 6 exons.
GCGUUAGAGACUUUGAAUAGGUAAAUAGCUGUUGAAAAGGGUGAUUUUAGAUCAGCAGGAUCACUAUGGAAAAUGGAAUAACGAGUUUCAAAGCGUUAUUCCAUUUGCAUAAAUGAAAACAUUUGCCUGUCUUUGCUUGCGCACCAAAUUUCGGACCAAACCCGCGGCCUCCGAAUCGACGACACUAGAAUUUUUCUUCUCUCUCUCUCUCUCUCUCUCUCUCUCUCUCUCUUCCAAAGCACUUUGGCGAUGGCUCUGCAACUGUGGGAGACCCUCAAAGAAUCCAUCGUCGCCUUCACGGGCCUGUCCCCGGCGACUUUCUUCACCGUCCUUGCCCUCGGGCUCACCGUCUACUAUGUCGUGUCCGGCCUCUUCGGGUCGUUAUACGACCGCCACCAGAGGCCGAGGGACUACCAGGAGCAGAUGCAGCCUCUCCCUCCUCCUGUUCAGCUUGUCGAGACCUCCGAGGACGAGCUCAAGCAGUACGACGGCACCGACCCCAAGAAGUCUCUCUUGAUGGCCAACAGGGGGCAGAUCUACGAUGUCUCUCAGUGCAGAAGGAAUUAUGAUGUCUUCCUAAGUUUUAGAGGCACGGAUGUCCGCAACAACUUUGUCGGUCAUCUGUACACAGCUCUAGACCAGAGAGGAAUGAACACUUACUUUGACAAUGAAGAACUGAAGAAGGGAGAGCAACUUUCAGCUGCACUUAUGGAGGCAAUCGAGGAUUCACGAAUCGCCAUAGUAGUUUUCUCUGAAAAUUACGCCUCAUCUACGUGGUGUUUGGAUGAGCUAGCAAAAAUCAUGGAGUGUAAGAAGCAAAGAGACCUCAUAGUCUUUCCGGUAUUUUACAAAGUGGAACCUAGAGAAGUGAGAACACCAAGAGAUGACCAGAGUUAUGCACAAGCUUUGGCUAAGCAUGAGGUCAAGUUUGAGAAGGAUCCAGAGAAGGUGAAGAAAUGGAAGCAAGCUCUUUAUGACGCUGGAAGCUUGUCUGGACAGCUUGUUCCUGAAAAUGCAUAUGAAGCGGGGCUUAUACAAGGUAUUGUACGGAUCAUCUCAACUCAACUAGAUCGAACGCCAUUAAAUGUAGCCAAGUAUCCGGUUGGGAUAGAUUCCCGAGUACAAGAGCUUCAAACAAUCCUAAAUCUACAGUCCAAGGAUGAUAUUCUUAUGGUAGGAUUAUGGGGACAAGGAGGCAUAGGCAAGACAACCCUUGCUAAAGCCAUUUAUAAUGCUAUUUUUAGAGAGUUUCAAGGUUCUAGUUUCUUGGACUGUGUUAGUGAAAAUUUCAAAAGUUUCACUGAUUUGGUUCAUUUGCAGAAAAAAUUGCUAUCACAGGUACUGCGAAAAGAAUUAAUAGUCUUUAGUGUUGAUGAAGGAAGUCAAUUGAUUCAAGAUAGACUUUCCAAUAAGAAAGUUCUCAUUAUUCUUGAUGGUGUGGAUGAUGAACACCAGUUAAAUGCUUUAGCUGGAGAUGGCAAGUGGUUCGGUAAAGGAAGUAGGAUAAUUAUCACAACAAGAAACAAGCAUUUGCUAACUUCUCAUGGAGUAUAUUCGGAUAAGUUGUAUGAAGUUACUACUCUCAAAUGUGGUGAAGCUCUUGAACUUUUUAGAAAGCAUGCUUUUCUAAGAAGUCAAAAAAUAGAAAUAAGGAGCAAUCUUGUUGAUAGUGUUUUACAUUAUGCCAAAGGCCUUCCUUUGGCACUUGAGGUGUUGGGUUCUUUCUUGUGCGGUAAAGGAGAACAUCAUUGGGAAAGUACCUUGGAAAAACUAGCCAAAAGUCCUCCCAAAAAAAUCAACGAUGUGCUAAAGGUAAGUUAUGAUGGAUUGGAGGACGAUGUAAAGGAGAUUUUUCUCGACAUUGCCUGUUUCUUCAAAGGACAGAAGACAAAGCACAUUAAGGAAGUUCUUGAUAGUUGUGAUUUUGACACGACUUUUGGGGUUAACAUUCUCAUUGAGCGCUCCCUGAUUAGUGAAGAGGACGAGACCUUACAAAUGCAUGACUUGAUAAAAUUGAUGGGUAUGGAAAUUGUUAAAAAAGAAUGUUGUGAUGAUGCUGGCAAACGCAGUAGGUUAUGGCUUUAUGAUGAUGUUCUUGAUGUUCUAUCAAGAGAUGCGGGAACAGAUGCAAUAAAAGCCAUAGUUUUGAAGCUACCAAAGUUUGAAGAGACAUACAUUUGUCCUAAUGCUUUCACAAACAUGAGAACGUUGAGGUUGCUCAUCCUGCAUAACGUAGGUAAUUCUUUCCAAGGUCCCGUCCGUCUCCCUAGUCAAUUAAGGUGCUUGGAAUUGCAUAAUUGUGCCUUGAUUCCAGAAUUUGGCUAUGGUCGAAAGAGAUUAGUUAGACUUGAUAUGCCGAAUUGCAAGAUCAAGGAACUGCCGAAAUGUAAGGUUUUUCAUGAGCUUUAUGGUUGCCGAGAAGUUGUUAUGCCUGGGGGAGAAAUGCCAGAAUGGUUGCUCCCUAAUAAUGAUGGUCAUAUUUCUUUCAUGGCUUCAAAGGACUUGCUUGAGAAAUUCUUAGGAAUAGCUUUCUGUGUCGUAACCCAAGCAAAAUGUGGAAUAAAGUAUGCAAAGUUGAAUAUUGCCUCAGAUUCUGAUGCCGGAAAUCCUUCUUUUCUGACCAAGCCAUACCUACUGAAUUUCGAUAAUGUGUUGCUUCAGUGUUACGAACCAAGGCUACUGUGGGGUAGAUACUCUAUUGGUCCAAAUGACUGGCAUCGUUUCAUGUUAACCGUUACAGCAUCGGAUAAUCAAAUUGUGAAAAUAUGUGGAUUCCGACUAAUAUGCAAGCCAUUAGAGAAUGAUUUGGAGAUUUUUCUUCAACAUAAUCAGUCCCUGGAUCCAGCUUUACUGUACGAGGUUCAACAUGAAGAUAAUCAGACGAGCAUGGUGGAAGAAAGUUCAAGUGAAACAAAAGAUUUUCUAGAUAAUAAAACUAGUAGAGAGAAAAAUAGUUCAAGUGAUUUAAUACUCGAAGGAUCCAACGUGACUGACAUCUCAAUCCAGAAAUGUCGCUAUUCCCGGAGUGGUGCUUAUCGGCGAAAUAUUGUCCCUGGAGGAGAGAUGCCAGAGGAGUUUGUGCCUGUUGAAGACGGUACCAUAUCUUUCAUGGCUUCACAAGACUUGUAUGACAAGUUCCUAGGAUUGGCUCUUUGUGUUGUUUUCAGUGUAGAAGAUGGAAAAAAGGAGAUAUCUUUUGACAUCGUGCCACACAUUAACGACGAAAGGCGGAAUGUGCUAUCGGGAACUCUCGGGUCAUUUGAUUUGGAUCACACGUGGAUUCAAUACCUCAAACCAAAUGCGUUGUGGGGAUUAUUGGAGGGAGGAGUUGACUUUGGUCAAUUUGACGAGAUAUAUUUACGAUUUAGCCUUAAUCUUAGAGUAUCUGGUGGAACCCUAAAAAUGUUGGGAUAUAUGAUAAGAUGCGGGCGAGUAGAGGAUGAUUUGAAGGCUGUGCUUGAAGACAAUAAAUCAGUGAAUCCAGCUUCACUCUAUGAGGAGGAUUCUGAUGAACCAGAAGACGGCUUCGAUUGGUGGACAGAUUCUACAAGAGAAUUCCUUCACAAAUGUCACAUCCAUAGACGGGAACUGGUCUAG